AUGAACCCUCACUCCGCUCCUAUCGUCCCCAACUUUGACGACGAGUGGGACGUCAAGAUUCUCGUGCCACAAACCCCUCCUCGCAAGAUCCUCCUUUCCAAAGAACGUCACAAAAUCAUACUCGAACGACGUGAGGCCGGCCAUGGCACUCAUUAUGUCUAUUGGAUCGUGUAUGACGAUCACAAUCCCGAGGUUCAUGGAAACCACGUUCCCAACUCGCACAUGAUCCUGGUGACGGGUGACCCCAAGCAAGAUGGGGGCAUCCUUUCCUUCGAUGGCGUGGACGUUGAGUGGAACAUGGUCGUCGAGAAGCGAGAUGUGUUCCUCGAAGGAGAUGGAGCUAAUCACGAAGCGGCUUGGGAUAUGUACCAUCGCUUCCGUGCACAUCAGGAGCGAAAGGCACGCAAGGAACGAAUCUACCAGGCAAUGCUGGAGGAGUUGGGUGGAAAUGAGCCACUGGCUCGGGAUGUACAUGCUCUCUGGCGCGAGCAGGAAGGACAGCAGACCGAGAACCCUGAGGAAGGACAAGAAGAGAGAGAUGAGAAUGAGCUGGACGUUCUCACCCGUGCGACGAUGUGGGCAAAGGCAUUCAGAGAGGGGUAUGAGCUUCGCGAAUCAUCACUCCAGAAGUCCCCGGCGAAGAUCGCAUCCUCCACUGCGCACGAGGACAACAGCCAGUCGACCGAGCCAACGGAAGAGCCCGAUGUUUAUGACUGCCUGGGCGAAUGGGCGAUCCGCCUUGAUGGGCAGCAGCAGAAAGAAAGCGGCCAUUCGCUCGAAGAGGGCACAAAAAUGACAACCAGCAACAGGCCCGAGGGCAACAACGCCUUGAUCGAUGUUGAGCAGAACCAAGCCGUCUACGACUGUCUCGACGAAUGGGCCAUGAGUCUCGAGAACAGUACCAAGCAUGCCUCCGUCUUCGACAAAAAUUCGAACUCUGUGGGCAAGAAGGACACCAGCGCGCCGAUCGAGAUCGAUAUCGAGACGCCCGACGUGCACGAAUAUCUCGAGUUGUGGGUCCAACAGCUCGGCCAUGGCAACUAUCCAACCAAGGAGCGCUUGCCCGAGGCCGUCAAGACGACUAUCACUGGCACCACAGACCGCACCAACAUAUUCCACGACGGCAAAGUAGCCACCGAGAUCACCACAGCGACUACGUCCAGUGUCCAACAAUAUACCGGUUGCAAAUCCUCCCCAAGCCCUGCCACCAGAACGCCUGACCAGGGCAUCGCUCCCAUGAGGCUGAAGACUCCCGAGGACUUCCGCAACUAUCGUCGCCAAUCCUAG
Molecule: messenger RNA, 1287 nt
Organism: Sordaria macrospora k-hell
Lineage: Eukaryota; Fungi; Ascomycota; Sordariomycetes; Sordariales; Sordariaceae
Source: RefSeq, a predicted model, not a curated record